Molecule: messenger RNA, 2281 nt
Organism: Trichoplusia ni (cabbage looper)
Lineage: Eukaryota; Metazoa; Arthropoda; Insecta; Lepidoptera; Noctuidae
Product: beta-1,4-N-acetylgalactosaminyltransferase bre-4-like
Exons: 11
Coding region: 232-1218 (328 amino acids)
Biological process (GO): glycosphingolipid biosynthetic process; carbohydrate metabolic process
Molecular function (GO): N-acetyl-beta-glucosaminyl-derivative 4-beta-N-acetylgalactosaminyltransferase activity
Source: RefSeq, a predicted model, not a curated record
UCAAACAAACAAACAAACUCUUCAGCUUUAUAUAUUAGUAUAGAUUUCCUUAACGUAUUCUCAAUGAAUACGUGAUCUACCAUAUUUUAUUAAUCAAAGUUUACCUAUAUCGUGAACAGACAGGCAUUAAGAACUCGUGUCUUAGCGCCGGUCCUUCAUGAUCUCGGUUUAUAGUUUAUUAAAUAAUUUACAGAACUUGGAAAUCAGUACAAUACUUCAUAUGACUGGUUUAUGGCCAUGAAGGAUCAGUUUAAAAGAUUAGGUAGUGGGGACUCUCCUAAAUAUUCAAAAGACUUACGCGCUUGUGUAGUAAACAUGUCUGCUUUUGAGCCAAUAAAGGUGGAAAAGCUUGAACUGCAAUUGAAAAAGGUGCAGAAAGAACUCCUGUUUGUAAAACGAGGAGGGCGUCAUGCGCCUGCGCACUGCCGCCCUACGCAUCGAGUGGCCAUUAUAAUUCCAUACCGGGAUCGCAGAAAAAACUUGAUAAUAUUACUGCAUUACCUCCAUCCCUUGUUAAAGAAACAGUUGUUGGAUUACAGAGUGUUUGUUGUGGAGCAGUUCGGUAAAGAAAAGUUCAACAAAGGCACAUUAUAUAACAUCGCGUUCCUGGAGAGCCAGCGGUUCGGCAGCUGGGACUGCCUGAUCUUUCACGAUGUGGACCUCAUCCCCGAGGACGAGAGGAUCCCGUACUCCUGCCAGGAGAACCCCACGCACAUGGCAGCAGCUGUCGAGUCCUUUGGUUAUAAACUACCUUACUCGAAAAUAUUCGGCGGCGUGACGUCACUCACUCCAGCACAAUAUGAAGCCGUCAACGGAUACUCCAACUUCUAUUGGAACUGGGGCGGAGAGGACGAUGACGUUCGUGGCAGAAUACUCGCAAAGAACAUCACGAUUUCGAGAUAUGAUCCAUCGAUUGCCCGAUACGCUACGCUGCCACAUCCUUAUAACGAAUGCGGAAGAGAGAGAAUCCUCUUCCUCUUACUAUCGAGACUACGGUACCACAAGGAAGGGCUAUCCACAACCCAAUACAAGAUAAUCAAAGUGUCUGAGAAGAAGCUGUACACCCACAUUUUGGCUGACGUCAACCCCAUGAGGAUCAAACUGGACACGAAGAGUUUGAUGCAGCGGAUCAUAAGGAUGCAUGGAAGGACCAUGACAUACAGCCGACAGGAUUUGAACCUGAAGGCGAUAGCUGCUAGACGUCUGCACAGCAUAUGAAUUCUGGUCGAAAAGAGGUUAAUUUCGGGUAACUUAAUAUCUCGAAAGACCUUGUUACUCUGGUAAUAGUAGAAAAAGUAGUAUUUCUACAACAGUCUUCGUUCGGUCUGAAGUUUAUUUUCUCGUCGUUUAACAGAAAUAAAUGUUUUUACCAUGUAUUGAGUUAUUUUAUUUUACAAAGAGAUUAAAAAGACAACUUAAUUCCUGCCAAAGCCGGAAAACGUCUCCAUGAGGCUGGCAGCAUUGCCACGUUGAAUGGCAAUUAUAAUUCUUUGAGCACGCGCUUUCCGAUCUUUUUUCCAAGAUUUUCUUUGAAUGCAUUUAUGGUUACCUAUCAGGUAAAAAGUAGAUUAUCACACCUUCAGACUUUAUCUUCGGUUUUUCUUCCGAAAAAUUGUUUGUUGGAGUUAAACUGUAUAGCCUAGAAUAAAGUAAAUGCUAGGUCUGUACUAAGACCUUUUUGUAAAUAAUUUUCUUGAAAGAGGUUAUAAAAACUUAGCUGUUUCUAAUGACGAGCUAUGUAAACAUGAACUGACAUUAAAAUUGACAGAAGUUGCAUAAAUUUGUAAACUGUAAAAAAUAUUUUUGUAUUCUCAAUUGGAGGCUGUGUAAAAUUGUCUAAGGAGCCAAGACUCACUAUUUUUAAGGCUUGCUUUACCUAAAGUCAUGAAUAACAUAAACGCGGAGGAAACGAGAAGCAGCUGCCAGACCUUCGGGAUCCUCUUCGGCUUCGGUUGUGCCAAAGAUGGCUACAACAUCCACUGCACCAGACGACGAUGGCUCUUCGUCCUAUCACUGUUGUUCUUGCUCCAAUGUUACUUCAAUGUGUCCGUCUAUCUGAACUUGCUCCAAAGUGCUGGGAUCGACAGACUGUACUAUUUCAACGCCUGGCCAAACGCCUCUGAAGAAAUUGAGAAUAAAAGUGUUGAAUAUUAUAAAUAUCCUAUCAUAAUCAACUCAUCCGGUAUAUCUAUGUCGUUUGAAGAAUCGUUUAACUCCUCAUAUUACUGGUUCGUAGCAAUGAAGCCAUGGUUUAAAUAUAUGGGUGAUGACGACUCUCCGA